AUGCUACGAAACAAUCUAUCCAAAGCCCCACCCAACGACCCUUCGGAGGACAUCUGCCCGGUCUGCAAAUCCAAUCGCUACCUCAACCCCUCUCUCCAGUUCCUCAUCAACCCAGAAUGCUACCACAAGAUGUGCUCGACUUGCGUGGAUCGAAUCUUCACUUCAGGUCCAGCAUCAUGUCCUGUACCGUACUGUGGUAAAACUCUGCGCAAAAAAGGAUUUCAUAAAGCGUUCUUCGGCGACCUAAAAGUUGAGCGUGAAGUCGAUAUUAGAAAGAGAGUAGGUGCCAUAUUCAAUCGCCGGCAAGACGAGUUCGAGACGCUGCUGGAUUGGAACAAUUACCUUGAGGAGGUAGAGAGUUUGAUUUUUGAUCUGGUGGAGGGCACGAGGGAAGAGAAGAUCAAGGCGGAGGAGAGGUUGAAAAGAUACAAGGAGAGUAAUAUGGGUGACAUCGAGGAUAAUCGCAAGGCAGGAUUGGAGGAGGCUGAGAUGGAGAGGAGGAGAGAGAAGGCGGAAAGGGAGGCUGCGAGGCAGAGACGUCUGGCUAUCAUCAGAGAGGAGGAGGCUGCCAAGGCAGAUGUCGAGCAGAGUCGGAGAGAGGUGUUGGAGAGAUUGGCGAAUACAGAUGAGGAUGCUCGGAAGAUCACUAUGCAGGCUCAGAAGAUCAUUUUGAAGAAGAGUGGUGCUAGGAGGGAAAUGGCGCAGGCUUUGGGGGAGGCGAAUGGCAGUGCUGGUAGUGGGUUGACGUUGAGAGGGCUGAAGAAGAAGGAGGCUCCUGCUGUGGAGAAGCCGUAUGAUCCAUUCGGAGGUGUAGAUCUCACGCCGUCGAGAUAUCUGCUCCAGGAUGACUACCAGAGCGAGUGGCUCGCAAAUGCUAAGUCGGAUCAACGGCAUAUGGCGGGUGGAUACAGUCUUAAGGAGUAUUAUGCAAGGACGAUGUUCGAGGCAUUUUCUGGGCUGGGAGUAUUCAUAGAGGAUGAAGUUGCAGACAGACCACCGCCUGUUGCAUCGUCUGUGGGGGCGUCUAUGGCAGCGGUACAAGCGUCUACGAGGAAGUUAAAACUGGAGUCUAAAAUGGAACUGGACGAUGUUUUUUAG
Molecule: messenger RNA, 1098 nt
Organism: Cadophora gregata
Lineage: Eukaryota; Fungi; Ascomycota; Leotiomycetes; Helotiales; Ploettnerulaceae
Gene: TFB3
Product: TFIIH/NER complex subunit
Exons: 1
Coding region: 1-1098 (365 amino acids)
Biological process (GO): positive regulation of cyclin-dependent protein serine/threonine kinase activity; nucleotide-excision repair; regulation of transcription by RNA polymerase II
Cellular component (GO): transcription factor TFIIH holo complex
Molecular function (GO): cyclin-dependent protein serine/threonine kinase activator activity
Source: RefSeq, a predicted model, not a curated record